ACUGUUUUUGAAUUGCUUGGAUUCACGUCAAAAGGCUUGAUAUGUGCUUUGAUAUUUCCACUUUUACAUACAGUGAUACUUUUCUCAGGUCCUUUGCUACAGAACUAUUACAAUGGUGUCUUCUAUUUUUAUAAAAGUUCAUGGUAUUGGAAAAGUUGCUUCAGAAAUCAUGUAUGGCUAAGGAGUCACCUUGUGGGACCGAUAUCAGAAGAAAUUGUCUACAGAGCCUGCAUGCUGCCCACUUUGAUUCCAAACUUUGGAGUUGCAAAAUCAAUCGUGUUGAGUCCGUUGUUUUUUGGAAUGGCUCAUUUCCAUCAUGUUUUUGCUUUAGUUAAGGAUGGCAUGCCAUUAAAGAGUGCCCUCAUCAAAGCCUGUUUUCAGUUUACCUAUACAACAUUGUUUGGUAUAUAUUCAGCCUUUGUAUUUGUCAGGACAGGUGAUACCAUACUGCCUUGCAUACUGUCGCACAUGUUCUGCAACCAUAUGGGCUUUCCCAACUUUAUAGAAGUUCUACAAUGCCAGGAUCAAAGCAUGAAAUCAAAAAUCAUCUUCUUCUACGUAGUGGGACUCGUCUUAUUCUUCAUUCUUCUCGUGCCUUUAACUAAACCUUCCUUAUAUGAAUGA
This is a messenger RNA of Helobdella robusta, 624 nucleotides long. RefSeq lists its product as hypothetical. The transcript has 6 exons. NCBI's taxonomy places the organism in Eukaryota, Metazoa, Annelida, Clitellata, Rhynchobdellida, Glossiphoniidae. The annotation marks the transcript as partial. Gene Ontology annotation, molecular function: metalloendopeptidase activity. Gene Ontology annotation, biological process: CAAX-box protein processing. Gene Ontology annotation, cellular component: endoplasmic reticulum membrane. The record is from RefSeq and is a predicted model, not a curated record.